AUGGCGCAGUUGGGAAAUAAUUACCAGCAGGAAUCCGUAACCAUGGACGACAUCACAACCGCCGACACCGUUUAUAGUCGCUGUGCGAUGGCCUCGGCGCAACUCACCGUUACUUUUGAAUUCACUUGCAAGUGCUUUAUCCACCAAGGGCUUUUGAUGGCCGAUAACGAAGAAUCCGACUGGGAUCGGAUUAUCCGGCAGCACAUACCACCGAUUGAAAUUUCGAUCACUAAAAAUCAAAUUGAAAUCUCCAACACUGGCGAUCAACUCAUCGAAGAUUUUCUGCGAAUAGCCGACACUGAGCUCAGGCGCUGGCCUAUUAACCCCGAGGGACGAACGUACGUGAUCGAAUCCGCCGUGCUUUAUUUAAUUCAAGCCCUUAGAUGGAAGCCUCCGAGUUCGAAUGACUACAAUAAAAUUUGGAUACACUGCCCUGUUACGGUCAAUCUUAACCAUUUUCUGGAAGAAGGGCGCGAGGAUACGGAUUUGGCGCUUCUGCAGCGUUCCGAGGAUAUGAAUUUGGCGCUUCUGCAGUCUGCCCAGGAAGCGGAGGCACACAUGGUUCCGGCUGCUGAGGGUUUGAUUGAAUCGUCGCUGAAAGAGGCUGCGGUGGCAAAUGAUUCGGAAGAGAGCUGCAGUAUAUGCUUGGAAGUGAUGCGCGGAAAAGCGACCAGGAUGCCGUGCUCGCAUUUGUUCCACGGAGAUUGCAUCAAGAAGUGGCUGAGGAUGAGCAAUUGUUGCCCUGUUUGUCGUUUCGAGUUAGCGACCGAAAAUUGA
This is a messenger RNA of Andrographis paniculata, 777 nucleotides long. RefSeq lists its product as uncharacterized. Gene Ontology annotation, molecular function: ubiquitin protein ligase activity; zinc ion binding. The coding region runs from base 1 to 777 and encodes 258 amino acids. The record is from RefSeq and is a predicted model, not a curated record. Gene Ontology annotation, biological process: protein ubiquitination. Gene Ontology annotation, cellular component: cytoplasm. The transcript has a single exon. NCBI's taxonomy places the organism in Eukaryota, Viridiplantae, Streptophyta, Magnoliopsida, Lamiales, Acanthaceae.